Molecule: messenger RNA, 2745 nt
Organism: Scaptodrosophila lebanonensis
Lineage: Eukaryota; Metazoa; Arthropoda; Insecta; Diptera; Drosophilidae
Product: probable ATP-dependent RNA helicase DDX10
Exons: 2
Coding region: 46-2496 (816 amino acids)
Biological process (GO): rRNA processing
Cellular component (GO): nucleus
Molecular function (GO): nucleic acid binding; RNA helicase activity; ATP binding
Source: RefSeq, a predicted model, not a curated record
UCGAGACUAAACGUGUUUUUAAGAAAGGAGUUCCAAGUAAAUAAAAUGCAGAAACAUAAAUAUAAAGGACCAAGCAAGGGUCCAAGGACCAAAGGUAACCAAAAAAAGAAACCACAGAAAGAGAUGUCGAAGCGUGCUGCUUUUGAUUUGGAAAUAAAAGAACUGCAGGAUAGAUAUAACGACAUUAAUCCGGACAACAUCAAAAAAUUUGUCGAAUUUCCGCUUUCGAAAAAAACUCAAAAGGCUCUUACUGAAGCCAAAUUUAUAACUCCCACCGAGGUGCAGCGGCAGAGCAUUGGACCUGCCCUACAGGGCAAAGAUGUGCUGGGCGCCGCGAUUACUGGCAGUGGCAAAACGCUGGCCUUUUUAAUACCCGUAUUGGAACAUCUGUUUGUGAAUAAAUGGUCUCGCAGCGACGGUGUGGGGGCCAUCAUUAUUUCGCCAACGCGGGAAUUAGCCUAUCAGAUAUUUGAAACGCUCAAAAAGGUGGGCAAGCACCAUGAUUUCUCUGCUGGUCUUAUUAUUGGUGGCAAAAACUUAAAAUUUGAACGUACCCGCAUGGAUCAGUGCAAUAUUGUGAUUUGCACGCCAGGUCGACUACUCCAACACAUGGACGAAAAUCCUCUGUUCAAUACAACCACAAUGGAGAUGCUGGUACUCGAUGAAGCAGAUCGCUGCCUGGACUUGGGCUUUCAAAAAACCCUUAACUCAAUUAUAGAAAACUUUCCGCCCGAACGCCAGACUUUGCUGUUCUCAGCAACACAAACAAAUACGGUGGAAGAUCUAGCGCGACUAAGCUUACGCGAUCCUGUUUAUGUUGGAUACGGCUCGGGCGAGCGGUUAAAGAAUGCCGCCACAUCAGGAGCCCAGCUAGCUGUGCCGGAGCUACUACAGCAAAGCUAUGUUGUGAUACCACUGCACGAAAAAAUAACCGUACUGUGGUCGUUUAUAAAGAAUCAUCUAAAGCAGAAGAUUAUUGUUUUCGUAGCCAGCUGCAAACAGGCCAAAUAUUUAUACGAAAUAUUCUGCAAGCUGCGUCCAGGUGUAAGUCUUUUGGCGUUGUAUGGCACUUUGCACCAAGAUCGACGCAUCGCCAUCUAUGAGGAUUUUUUGCGAAAGAGCCAAGUUGUUAUGUUUGCCACAGACGUAGCAUCACGCGGUCUUGACUUCCCAGCCAUUAAUUGGGUGGUUCAGUUAGACUGUCCCGAAGAUGUGUCUCAGUAUAUUCACAGGGCGGGACGCUCAGCACGAAACAAAACUCGAGGAGAAUGUCUCCUUGUGCUUACACCCAGCGAGGAAGACUUCAUGAUCAAUGCUAUAAAAGAGCAGCUGAAAGUAGAUAUACGCUGUGUACAAAUUGAUUCUAAGAAACUGUUCUCGCCACGCGUUAAAAUUGAAGCGUUCUUGGCACAGUUUCCAGAGCUUAGAGCUUCGGCUCAACGAGCUUUCCUGGCCUACUUAAAGUCUGUGUUUCUGAUGCGGAAUAAACGUUUGUUUAAUGUGUUGAGUCUCGAUCUGGAUGCAUACGCACAAUCCCUAGGCUUGGCGGUAACUCCACGCGUCAAUUUCCUGGAGAAGGUGAUGUGGCGACUUAAACAAAAUAAACCAAUGGUGGAAGGAUCUGUGGAGGCUGAUGCUACUGCUACCAAAACAGAAACCCCAGCGAUAGCAAAAAAGCCACUAAUCAAGAAAUUUGGGUGGGAGGGCGACGAAGACGAGGAGGAUGAAGACUUCAUUAAAGUCAAGCGACGUGACCACAAUGUUGAUGAGGCCCCUAGCGACGACUGUAAGCUCGAUGACUUCGUUGACAAGGACACAAAAACCGACGACGACGAAGACAACGACGUUCCUUUGGUGGUUCCCAAACGCGAGAAAGUUGUCACUAAGGCGGCAUUAGCCAAAAAGGCAAUGAAGAAAAAUAUUCAAGUCAACUCCAAAGUUAAGUUCGACGAAGACGGCCAAACCCUGGAAGAUGAGCGCAAUCAAAUGAAGGCGCUGGCUGCCACAAAGAAGCUGGUUGUACAGAGCAAAGACGACGAUGGAGGCAUCGACAUUGGAUUCUCGGGCAAGCUGCUUGCCGAGGAGGAUAAGUAUGACAAAGAGCGCUUUAGGGAGCUGGUUAAAAAACGUCACAAGCAGCAGCGGGAAAAACUCAAACGAAAGGCUGAACGAGAGCAGGCGGUGCAAGACGACAGCCAAGACGAUGAGCAAGAUGGAGACGAGCAAAGCGGAGAUGAUGAAAGCGAAGGCUCAGUAGACUUGUCUUGGCUGCCAGAUCCUGACAAAAUCUACAAUAAAGGUGCAAAUGCAUCGGCAGACGUCCGUUCAUCAAACAAAUCGGGUCAUCAAUCAAGUGACAGUCACGAGAACGACGAAGACGAAAACGGCGACACUGAUGAUGAUUAUGACGAGCCAGCGCUUAAAAAAUCAAAGUUAACACAAAAGCUAACAUUGAUGGAUGCAGAAGCCAUAGCUGCUAGUCUUUUGGGUACAUAAAGAGUUAUUUAUAUAUGUAUGUAUAUUCCGUCGUUGUGCUCAGGUAGAAAGUGCACAGCUUAUUGUUAUUUAAACAUGUAUGGAUUUAAUAUAUGUAUUUAACUAUAUGCUUUGUAAUUCCGAAGCACAAAAUGAACAGCCUAAGGUUUAUUUGAGAAAACAACAACCGCAGACAAGAUUUUUUAUUUUUUCACACCGCUGUAGAAAAGCAAUACAUGAAAUAUGAAUAUAUUGAUUACUCGAAACUAA